Molecule: messenger RNA, 3912 nt
Organism: Arvicanthis niloticus (Nile rat)
Lineage: Eukaryota; Metazoa; Chordata; Mammalia; Rodentia; Muridae
Source: RefSeq, a predicted model, not a curated record
AUGGUGAUCUGGAAGGACUUCACAAUAUGGAGUAACAAAGCUUUAACCCCGAGAGAAGAGAAGUUUAAGUUUGCUGAGAGAAAUGUUGGGAUUUUGAGCUGGGUGUCUCUGAGGCAACUGAAGAAGCAAGAAGACUUGCGAAGGAAAAGAGCACCGCCUGGGGCCCGGGGCGGCCGGAGCACCUUGAGUCCUGACCCCGGCCCGGCUCCCGCUCCGGGCUCGGCCGGCGGGCGUAAAGGCGCGGCGGGGUCCGGGCCGGGGGGAUGUCUCGGCGGACGCGCUGACCCGGUCCCGGCCCUGGGUGAGGUCCAUCGUCUCCCGCCUAAUUGCAGGGUGGGGAAAGAAGGCUCUUGCCGGCGGUGUCAACUAGAGGCCUAUUACUGGCCAGGACUACACAGCAAGUUCUGGGACAGCCAGGAGAGAGAUAACUACAUAGACUCUCAAAAAAGAAACAAAAACAGAAGCGAGGAGCUGGAUGAGUUAUACCACCAGGACACGGACUCGGACCUCCUGGAGCAGAGAGACAACAAGUGUAAGGUCAAAUGGACCCACGAGGAGGAUGAGCAAUUGAGGGCCCUGGUGAGGCAGUUUGGACAGCAAGACUGGAAGUUCCUGGCCAGUCACUUUCCUAACCGCACAGACCAGCAGUGUCAGUACCGGUGGCUAAGGGUUUUGAAUCCAGACCUCGUUAAGGGACCAUGGACCAAAGAGGAGGAUCAGAAGGUCAUUGAGCUGGUCAAGAAGUACGGCACCAAACAGUGGACGCUGAUUGCCAAGCACCUGAAGGGCCGGCUGGGGAAGCAGUGCCGUGAGCGCUGGCACAACCACCUCAACCCUGAGGUGAAAAAGUCCUGCUGGACCGAGGAGGAAGAUCGAAUAAUCUGUGAGGCCCAUAAAGUGCUGGGUAACCGCUGGGCUGAGAUCGCCAAGAUGCUGCCAGGGAGGACGGACAAUGCUGUGAAGAAUCACUGGAACUCCACCAUCAAAAGGAAAGUAGACACGGGAGGUUUCCCAAACGAGUCCAGAGACUGCAAGCCCGUCUACUUGCUCUUGGAACUUGAGGACAAGGAUCAGCACCAGCGUGUCCAGCCGGUGGAAGGCCAGGGAAGUCUCAUGAGCAGCUGGCCGUUGGCGCCCUCUACUGUGAAGGAGGAGGAGAGCAGUGAGGAGGAGGCUGCCCUAGCUGCUACUUACACGGAGCCUGGGUGUGAGCCUGUCCCCGCUGACCUGGGAGAAGUGCACACCCCAGAGCCCCCAGAAUCCUUCAAGCGUGAAUACCAGGAGGGUUCCUCCCCAGAAACAAGCCUGCCUUACAAAUGGGUGGUAGAGGCGGCAAACCUCCUCAUCCCGGCUGUGGGGUCCAGCCUCUCUGAAGCUCUGGACUUGAUCGAGUCGGACCCUGAUGCUUGGUGUGACCUGAGUAAAUUUGAUCUUCCUGAAGAACCAUCUGCAGAUGGCAGUGUCAACAGCAGUCCAGUGCAGCCCCAGACAUCACAGCAGCAGCAGCAGCAGGAGGCACUGUCAUCCCACCAGGCCUCUACACCGGGGCCCAGCGUAACUGAGUAUCGCCUUGAUGGCCACACUAUUUCAGACCUGAGCCGGAGCAGCAGGGGAGAGCUGAUCCCCAUUUCCCCGAGCACUGAGUUUGGGGGCUCAGGCUUUGGCACACCUCCCUCGGUGCUCAAGCGACAGAAGAAACGGCGUGUGGCCCUGUCGCCUGUCACAGAGAACAGUGCCAGCCUGUCCUUCCUGGACUCCUGUAACAGCCUCACCCCGAAGAGCACACCUGUCAAAACCCUCCCCUUCUCUCCUUCCCAGUUUCUGAACUUCUGGAACAAACAGGAUACCUUGGAGCUGGAGAGCCCCUCACUGACGUCCACUCCAGUGUGCAGCCAAAAGGUGGUAGUUACCACACCCCUGCACAGGGAUAAGACACCCCUGCACCAGAAAUAUCCAUCGUUUGUAACCCCAGAUCAGAAGUACUCCAUGGACAACACUCCUCACACGCCGACCCCGUUCAAGAAUGCCCUGGAGAAGUACGGACCACUGAAGCCCCUGCCCCAGACGCCACACCUGGAGGAGGACUUGAAGGAAGUGCUCCGUUCCGAGGCUGGCAUCGAGCUCAUUAUUGAGGAUGACAUGAGGCCCGAGAAGCAGAAGAGAAAGCCUGGGCUGCGACGAAGCCCUAUCAAGAAGGUCCGGAAGUCUCUGGCUCUUGACAUCAUGGAUGAAGAUGGAAACCUGCCCAAAGCUCUGUCCUUGACAAGCGGCGUCCUAGGCUCUUCUGGCUUCACCUUGUCAGGUAUCAAGGAGGAUAACAGCCUACUCAACCAGGGUUUCCUACAGGCCAAACCUGAGAAGGUUGUAGCCGCCCAGAAGCCCAGGAGCCACAUUCCAGCCCCUGCCCCUAUGACCCGUGCCUGGAAGACGGUGGCCUGUGGGGGCACCAAAGACCAGCUCUUCAUGCAAGAGAAAGCCCGGCAGCUCCUGGGCCGCCUGAAGUCCAACCACACAUCUCGGACCCUCAUUCUGUCCUGAGGGGCUUGGAGGGCAAAAGCCAGCUCUCUCGUGUUUACAGGGGUAGGGUAUGCAUUGAAGUCACAUUAUGUGACCAGCUUCAGGAAGUCUUCUGCCAGCCUCUCAGACUACUCAGGUGGCAGAAGUCACAUGGUAAACUCUUUCUCCAGGUUUACCAUGUGACUUCUUUGGGAACUUUCUUUGGGAAGUUCCUGGUGCUAAUAGAACAAAGUCCCACUCCUGGGCCUGCCUAUCCUCCACCCACUGCCACAAGGAGCCCUGUCAGGGUCUCCCAGGCUCUCAUCCAGCCUGGCCUCAUCUCUGACUCCUGCUUAGGAUGGGGGCUGUGGCUAGGGUGUGGUCCUUUCCUCAUCUCCUGUUGGUACACUGUCUCCACAAUAAAAUACCACUCUCCCUAUGCAGCCCUGACUCUGCCCUCUGAGUCUUGAAGUGCCUCGAUGGCUUUCUCCUGACACAUGGGCAUGUACACCUCUGUUCUUGGGUACAGCAUUGCCCAGUGAGUAUCUCUGCUGGGUAGGAGGAUGAAGAUGGGUUCUGAGAAUCUGUUGGAAUGGUGCAGUCAUCUUUGCUUUAAUGUGUCAGGGUUAUACCAUCCUUGGCUUGGGCCAUGGGUGGUUCUUAUGACUUCCAAGGAGCAGCUGCCUUAAGUUGAGUCAGCCCUUACAUACAUAAGACCAUUAUUAGAGAGCUGGCGGACCUUUCAACUCUGGCUAAUGUGCAGAAAGCUGCCUAGUCCCUGGAUUCUAUAUCCUGAGUUGGUGGCAGCAAUUGCCCUGGCUGUUACCUCCUUUGGAAUCAGUGGGUAGAGCAUGGCCCAUAGCUGUUGAUCAGUUACAAGCCUGAAAAGGGAAGUGUUUUCAGUAGCCUGCCUGGGUGCUCUUAGGUUGGAUGGUUAGAUGAACCUAUGGGAGGCCUCUACUUAGUCCUGGUUGCAAGGGAGACUUGAGGCAAAUCCUCUCCACCAGGACAAGAGAUAACAACUGGAGACAGGACUGAGCACACCAGAAUCCAGACACUGUCCUGCUCUUCUGCAAAGGAUGCAGGAGACAGGCUCUGCUCUCCUGCUCUGCCUCCUACAGCCUCCUUGUCUGAGCCUCAUUCUCACUGAGCUGCACCUGCCUCGCCCCUGGCUUAUUUUGUCAGUAUGACUAAGAGGCAACUUAGAGUAGCUACACUGGUGUGUGGUCUGUGCUGGAGAAGGCACAGAGGGGUGAGGCUGUCCAGCAGAGGAAAAAGGCUUCUGGUGCCUACCAGGUUUUCCUGCAGUCUGGGCUCUCCACUGGUGCUGCCCCCUGCAUUUAGGGUGGCUCUUUUAAACCUGGAAUCUCUUUGCAGACACACCCAAAUGUGUGUCUUUUUGUCAGCCAAGUUGGC